UCGUUCCGACGGAGAUCGGCCGUGUGGUGCCCUUCGGCCCAAUACGGGAAAUGGCGAUCUGCGAGGUUGUUUGAAGCCAGUUUGAGAGUAAACACACACAACUCGCGCGCGCAUUCGCACUCGUUGAUUAAAUGUGCCCUGAAAAUAAUGUGAUGUCGACUGUGUGCGAUGGCAAAGAGCAAAGAGAUAACCGGCCAUCAGCAGCAGUUCGUUGAGGAAAUCGAUUAUAAUGAAAUCGAAACGGAGCAGGUAGUUGGCAAGGGUUCUUUUGGAGUUGUAUGGAAAGGAAAAUGGAGAGGGCAGGAUGUCGCCGUGAAACAUAUAAAUUCGGAAGGAGAGAGAAAAGCCUUUACUGUAGAGGUUCGACAGCUGUCCCGAGUUGCUCAUCCCAAUAUUGUUAAAUUGUAUGGUGCAUGUACCAAGAAUCCUGUAUGUUUAGUAAUGGAAUAUGCAGAAGGUGGAUCGUUAUACAAUGUAUUACACUGCAACCCUCAACCACAUUACACUACCAGUCAUGCUAUGAGUUGGACUCUUCAGUGCGCGCGUGGUGUUGCAUAUCUUCACAAUAUGAAACCAAAACCACUGAUACACAGAGACCUGAAACCACCCAAUUUAUUAUUAGUUAUGGGUGGACAAACGCUUAAAAUCUGUGACUUCGGCACAGCCUGUGACUUAAACACAUAUAUGACAAAUAAUAAGGGCUCGGCCGCAUGGAUGGCACCAGAAGUAUUUGAAGGAUCUAGGUAUACAGAGAAGUGCGAUGUAUUUAGUUGGGGUAUCAUUUUGUGGGAGGUUUUAACACGCAAAAAACCCUUUGAUGAUAUUGGUGCUUCAGCCUAUAGAAUAAUGUGGGCUGUUCAUGUAGGACAAAGGCCUCCUUUAAUAGAAGGAUGCCCGAAACCAAUUGAAGAUCUUAUGACUAGAUGUUGGCGUAAAGCACCUGAAGAAAGACCUUCCAUGGACGAGGUAGUAAGGAUAAUGACCGAGCUAUCGGAAUUUUUUAAGCGCCAUUUAGAACCCGUUGAAUAUUCCUUAAGUAGUGAUGAUGUAGAUGAAAAUGAAACAUCGAAGGAAGAUACACUAGAUAUAAUCAGUACGUUAGAUUUCCGUAUGAAUGGUUCUGUCGCGAACGACACUAUUCGUACAAUUCCAAAGUCUGUAGGAGAAACUAAUGAAUGUUUCAAUGAAGAGAAUUCAUCGUCCCUUGCAUUAUCUCAUACAACUCCGAUCAGCAAUAGGUCAACAAAAUUCUCACCGCAGCAAAAUAAUUUAGGAUUUCAACGAAUACCCGGUGAAAGUCCGGUAUUGCAUAACUUUCAGUUUGGCAGUGUGGACAAUUUAGAUCUUGCUAAAUCAUCGAUUUCGCAAAAUGCGACAGUACCGACGACAUACGAUAACAAAGUUCCCGCAUUGCAAAAUAAAAACUACAAUUUUGCUCCAUUGCACGUGGAGUGCGAUUCGAAUGCUUGGGAUUUGCCGAGCUCGUCUGACACAUCUUGGGAAAUUCCAAAUAAUAUGGCCGGAUUGGACAAAGUAAUUCAUAAAACGAAGAAAAAUAAUCAAAGUAGCAGCACUACAAGUGAAGAUUUGGGCAACGUUUGUCGCCUAUUGGAUGCCGACCUGAGGCCUCUCACACCCGAUGACACGUGCAAACUUUCGCGAGAGAUUUUCGAGGAGCACAAACAGAUAGCCGAGGAAUACCUCAAGGUCCAAACAGAGAUAGCGUUAUUGAGUCAGCACAAGAACGAGAUGCUGAAGAAUCUAAGCCUAGAUAGUCUCCGACAGCAGCAAGAGCUACGUAAGCUGGAAGAUGAAAAGGAAUCCCUGGUGAAACUAUUUCGCAACUUGAAGCGACAAUUGCAGAUCAUGAAGGAUCAGAGGAUCAACGGGGCACCGACGAUAGGACCCGCCGUUUCCGGAAAUAACGGUUGGGUUGUGGUACCCCACCCUCAAGAUCCAUCGAGGCAUUCUUGAGAUGCUGCGACCUGAUAUAUUCGAGGAUCUCGAUGAGAAGUGUACUUAUGUUGUACGAUCUCGAUGAUCGGUCGGCGAUGUGCAACGCGGAUGGAAUUACGUUAGGAUUCCAAUCUAAUUUUGUACGAAUGCAAAUCAGCACCGCGUCACUUACUACCGAUAGAAUAUGUAAAGAUAUAUGAGUGGAUACGUGAUCGUCUAGCGGAAGAGUUUCCGAUCUGACCUUAUCGGAUUCGCUAUCUAUAACAUGCGGUAAUCGUACAAUUAACUUCCAAUUUUUCGAUGAAUUUCGAUGAAAAGUAUAAUUUCGAAUACGCACUUGAUACAGAUACGCCUUCCGUUAAGUUCUUUUCCUCACAAUAGCAUCUUUUGUCUUCUGUACAUCAUAUGUCUUCUCAUUUACGAUGCGAUUAAAAUCAUAGAAUGAUAUCCCAAGUAUUGCAAAUAUUACAUUAAGAGUGCUACAGAAGUUUUUUCGAUUGCAAAACCUUGAAGGUAUUCUUAACAAUGAGUUGCAAUCUAGUCGAUUCAUAUUUUAUUCAUUCAAAUCAUUCAUUUACAUUUCAGUAUAUAAGAUGUACUUUGUGUGAUAAGCAGUUUUUAUUAUUUAAACUAUCGUCUAUCAGUAGAAAGUUUUAUGUGCUAAUUUAUAUGUUUGACAUAAUCACAGAAACUUUGGAGGAUAAGAUGAGAAUCGAACAACAAUCGACGAAUAUAAUCAGUUUUUAAAAAAUUAUAUUCAGAUUUUAUUUAUAUAUAUAUAUGUGUUCAGUCAUUUGGUUAAAUUGAUCACGUAUCAAGGAUAUAGCGUAUACAAAUAUAUUCAUUAUUUUUGAUUAAUUUGCAGAAGAUUAAAAUUUGUUUCUUAUUUUUGAUUUAUUGCCUCGCUAAUACAUAAUUAUUAUAAAUAGUCAUUUUAUGUCUCGCUUAAAUGUGAGAUUGACUUCUCUGCAACAAUAGAUUUAACAAGAAAAAAUAUUUAAAUCAAAUGUAUUGAUCAAAUAUACAAAAGCAUGCUUGUGUUUCAUUUAACAAAUUAAAUAAGUAUGAUGUCCGAAAUUAAUUUGUGAAAAGAGUUUGAUUCUGAAAUUGUGUAUCAAAAUUGUAGACCUAAUUGAAGCUCGUUAGGAAAGUUGCGUAAAUGAUGAUAAUAAUUAUAUGUGAACGAGCUAUCUUUUCAUAAAAGUUGAUAUGGUUGAGAAGUUGAUUGGAGAUGAAUAAAGAUUCACUCAUAUUCACGAUUAGCAGCGACUCAAGUUCGCAGCUAAUAUUUUGUUCCUAUAUUAAGUAUAAAAUGUAACAAAAGAUUGAAGUUAUUCUUAUGUAUUACUUUGACACAGUCCUAGUAACAAACAAAUAUAAUUACCAGCUCUGCGAAAGUUUCUCGAUAGAUUCUUUUCCGAGAAACUUCCUGUAAUGUGAAAUUGUUAUCCGAACCUGAAAAUGUAAUAUACAAUUGUAAAUAUAAUUUUGAAAGCUAUCAUAAGA
Molecule: messenger RNA, 3462 nt
Organism: Pogonomyrmex barbatus (red harvester ant)
Lineage: Eukaryota; Metazoa; Arthropoda; Insecta; Hymenoptera; Formicidae
Product: mitogen-activated protein kinase kinase kinase 7
Biological process (GO): JNK cascade; protein phosphorylation; immune response
Molecular function (GO): ATP binding; MAP kinase kinase kinase activity
Source: RefSeq, a predicted model, not a curated record